AUGAGGGCCGGCUCGGAGGGCAGCGCCGAGCCCGAGCCGCCCUCCAGCCUGCGGGCGUUCGCCAACAGCUCCUCACUGCACGGCAUCAGCCACAUCUUCGCCUACGGCUCGGUGUCGCUGCGCCGCGUGCUCUGGAGCCUGUUCUUCCUAGGCUCGCUGGGGCUGCUGCUGCUGGUGUGCGCCGAGCGCGUCGCCUACUUCCUCACCUACCCCCACGUCACCAAGCUGGACGAGGUGGCCGUGCCCAACCUCACCUUCCCGGCCAUCACCAUCUGCAACCUCAACGAGUUCCGAUUCUCCAAGAUCACCCGCAACGACAUGUACCACGUGGGUGAGCUGCUGGCGCUGCUCAACGACCGCUACGAGAUCAGCAACCCACAGCUGGCCGAGCCCGACGUCCUGGCUGCCCUGCGCGACAAGGCCAACUUCAAGAACUUCAAGGCGAAGCCCUUCAGCAUGGCCGAAUUUUACAACCGCACGGGCCAUGACCUGGCUGACAUGCUGCUGCAAUGCUCCUUCCGCGGCGCCAACUGCACCGCCCGCAACUUCACGGUGAUCUUCACCCGCCUGGGCAAGUGCUACACCUUCAACUCGGGGGAGCCGGGCACAGAGCUGCUGACCACGCUGCAGGGCGGCGCGGGGAAUGGCCUGGAGCUCAUGCUCAACAUCCAGCAGGAGGAAUACCUGCCCGUGUGGGGCGACACCGACGAGACCUCCUACGAGGCGGGGGUGAAGGUGCAGAUCCACAGCCAGGAGGAGCCGCCCUUCAUCGACCAGCUGGGCUUCGGCGUGGCGCCCGGCUUCCAGACCUUCGUGUCCUGCCAGCAGCAGCGGCUGGUGUACCUCCCGCCACCCUGGGGGGACUGCAAGGCCACCCCCAUCGAGUCGGACUUCUUCACCAACUACAGCAUCACCGCCUGCCGCCUCGACUGCGAGACCCGCUACCUGGCCGAGAACUGCAACUGCCGCAUGGUGCACAUGCCGGGCAACGCCAACGUCUGUACCCCGGAGCAAUACAAGGAGUGUGCCGACCCGGCGCUGGACUUCCUGGUGAAGAAGGACAGCGAGUACUGUGCCUGCCGCACGCCCUGCGACAUGGUGCGCUACGGCAAAGAGCUCUCCAUGGUGAAGAUCCCCAGCAAGGCCUCGGCCAAGUACCUGGCCAAGAAGUUUAACAAGACGGAGCAGUACAUCGCGGAGAAUGUGCUGGUCCUGGACAUUUUCUUCGAAGCCCUGAACUACGAGACGAUCGAGCAGAAGAAGGCAUACGAGGUGGCGGGGCUGCUGGGCGACAUCGGCGGGCAGAUGGGGCUCUUCAUCGGCGCCAGCCUCCUCACCAUCCUGGAGAUCUUCGACUACCUGUACGAGGUGUUUCGGGACAAACUCCUCAGCCUUUACAAGGACAAGAAAAGGACGCGGCGCAGCAACAGCAGCACCCUGGAGCAUCCAGCCGUCCCGGGUAGCCCUGCUGUCUCGCUCCCUCCGGGGCCCAGAGCGCCUGUCACACCCUGCGCAGCCACUCGGACAGCCUCGGCUUCACCCCGAACGUGCUACCUCGUCACCCGGCUCUAG
Messenger RNA from Rhea pennata, 1572 nucleotides. It is a transcript of the gene ASIC3, whose product is annotated as acid sensing ion channel subunit 3. Gene Ontology annotation, molecular function: ligand-gated sodium channel activity. The record is from RefSeq and is a predicted model, not a curated record. Gene Ontology annotation, biological process: sodium ion transmembrane transport. The transcript is spliced from 11 exons. Gene Ontology annotation, cellular component: plasma membrane. Lineage: Eukaryota; Metazoa; Chordata; Aves; Rheiformes; Rheidae. Bases 1 to 1572 code for a protein of 523 amino acids.